CAACAAACAACAGUGACAGCUGCUCCAUGUGCCGCAGUCUGGCGGCAAGUCUUUGCGCUACCCUGUGCUACACUACACAAGCACAUUCGCCAUCAGUUGGCUUUGGACGACACAUUGCUUUGGUAUUUUUACGCAUACUCGCGUGGCGGCAUUCGUUGCGGUGCGACACAAUUCACAACAUUUUCGCGUUCAAUGCACAGCGCGUCUACCCAACAUGCGGUGGCGGCAGCUCGUUCGCGUUCACGCGUUCCACUAAUAUUGUGUUGACAAUAGUGGUAAAUAUGAAAAGCAAAUAAAAGUAAAAUCAAAAAGCAAAAAAAAAACAAAAAUAUAACAACAAGCGCGCACAAAACAAAAGCAGAUCGUCAACUUAUUUAGUUGUGGUCGGCGCGCUUUGCCAUACACAACAUAGUAGUCGCUAGCAGUUUGCAUUGUACGGACCUAAAGCGGAUGGCACCGCACAACUGUUAACCGCAAAAUACUUAGAACGCUAAUAAUUUAAACAUAUACGCAAGGUCGUUGAAAAAAACUGUUUUGUGCUUAUGUGUGCGCGUGUGUGUCUAAAUUAGCAUAACAAUUAAUAAAACAUUCCAAACCCAAAAAGAAAAAAAAACACAAAAGUGAGUGCGCCGCGUCAUGUCCACGCCCGAAGAGUUGGCGCGCCUUGUCGCCAUACACCUGCGUGAUUUGCAGGAAAGUGAACCGAAUUGGACCGUUGCGCAUUCCGAUGUCGCCGGACGCGGUGUCUUCGCAACGCGUGAUAUCGCCGCUGGUGAACUGUUAUUCCGCGAAUGUCCGCUUGUGGUCGGUCCCACAGCGCGUAAGGGCUCCAUACUCAACACAUGCGUUUGCUGUCACAAGCUGCUGGCCGUCAAGGAUUUUCUCUGCAAAAACAAAUGCAUGCUGCCCGUAUGUGAUGCGUGUGCCGACUCUGCGCUGCAUCAUGAAGAAUGCGCGCUCUUCCAGCGCUGGCAGCCAGUGGAGCUGAGUAAGCUGGCGGAGAUGUGUACGGAUAAGAGCGCCGGUCCGCCGCUGGUGAAUCCCUAUUCGCUGCGCAUAUUGACAGCGGUGCGCGUAUUCUUUCUCAAACCCGAUCAGCGCGCGCUCGUCGACGCCAUGCAAGCGAAUGCGGAACGCGGCUAUCGGCAGGAGAUCAUCAAGGCGGCGCAGAGUUUUCGCAAGUUCCCCACUACAGAUAAAUCGUUCAUGGACAAUUUGUUUCGCAUUGUUGGCGUUUUGAAUACGAACGCUUUCGAGGCGCCAUGUCGCAUUGGUGAACACGAGACGCUGUUGCGUGGCCUCUUCCCGCUGACGGCGAUCAUGAAUCACGAGUGCACACCGAAUGCGAGUCAUUACUUCGAUAAUGGCCAAUUGGCGGUGGUGCGUGCGGCGCGUCAUAUACCCAAGGGCGCGGAGAUUACCACCACAUAUACGAAGAUUCUGUGGAGCAAUCCGACGCGUGGCAUUUUUCUCAAAAUGACUAAGCAUUUCGUAUGUGAAUGUACGCGUUGCAAUGAUAAUACGGAGAACGGCACCUACUUGUCGGCGCUCUUCUGUCGCGAGCAGGGCUGCAAAGGCAUCGUCGUACCGGAACAAACGAAAACUUUACAAUCGGAUUGGCGUUGCCUCACCUGCGAUACCGUUGCGCCACACGCGAAGAUGUCGCGCUACCAGGACUUCGCGUUGAACACGAUCAACAAUCGCAUCAACAAGAGCACCGUGCACGACCUGAUCAAUUUCAUUAAUGAUAUGUGUCCACGCUUUUGCCCGCCCUCGAAUUAUGUGCUCGUCGAGGCGAAGUUGAAUGUGAUUUGGCGCAUGCAACGCUUCAAGGGUGAUUUCACCGAGGAUGAGGUGCGACAUCGUGAUCGCUAUCGCGAUGAGAUUUUGGAGAUAUUGGACAAAUUAGGCGCCGGCGAUUGUACACUGAGGAAGCUAAUUACCAAUGAGAUACCGUAAGCGGUGCGUGCGAGUGGAGAGCUAUGCGGGAGAAGAGACAAUGGAAGCGAUUAAAGAGUUUUUGUAUUUAUUGUUGUGUUGUUAGUGUGUAUUUGUGUGCUAAUUAAUACUCAGAGUACCAUAAUGUUGUUGUACUCUUUGAUAAUUGUUGCAAUUUGUUAGUGUUUAUCUCGAAACAACUUUUUGAAUUCCUUUUAAUGUCGCAUUAUUAAUGGAACGCACUGUAAAAUGAAUUCGAAUUCAUGCUCGUUGACUUGUCAGCGGAAAUUUGUGCAAUUAUUUACGCGUCAAUUUAUUUAUUACUAAAUAGUUGUAUCCUCAAAUUUGUAAAUCUCUCUAGCAUUAAUGUUUACACUACUGAGUCUGAAAUAAAUAGCGAAUGACCAAGUGAAUUAUUUAAUGAAAUGUAAUAAAAAAUAAAAAGUCACAGAAGAACUGUAUAAAAAAUGUGUCUAAAUGCUUCAUUUCCUCCGUUGAGUGCAUAAAUUAAAUUCUUCUACGUUGCACUGAAUGUACUUCGGCGCAUUUUUGGUAUACCUUUAGUUGCGUCAGAAGAAUUUACUAUAUAGCAUUUUUAUAUAGUUCUACAUUUGUAUAUACUAUUGUAUUUAGGUGUGUUUAGGUAGUGUUGUUUAAAUUUUAAUUAGACUCGCACAACAUAGAUGACAUUCUUUGACAGCUGUCAACUGGGCCGCAGAACACAUCAACUCAACUAAAGCCAAUCUCUCGCAGAUGAACCAACCAAGCAGCAAAUUGGAAAUUCUGUGACAAUGUGUAAGAUGCAGAAGAUUAAUGUGGCCCUGAUUGAAAUCAAAGAAAUUGUGGCACAUCGUUCGAAAAUAGCAACGACUUGGCGCAGACGACAAGAAAUGCUCAAAAUAAAUUAAAAAAACGCAAGAAUUACCACCCCAACAUUGGCACUUUGCAACGUAAUUAAAAUCUACAACUAAUGAAUAAAAAUAUAUAUUCAUAAUUUCAACGAGGAAGACACAAUUGCAUAUUAUUGGUAAAUACUAUAGUGGCAUGUCUGGCUGCCGGCUGCAAUUUCGAUUAACCCGGCGUGUAUUAACGCAAGCAAAUGUGUAUGUACAUAAAGCAUGUGGUGAGCAGGAAAUUAAAAUAAUUAAAGUAGAGGCUAUUGUUUGGUAGAAUUUAUUAUAUAUUAGAGAGAUCCAUUAAAUGUUAAGUAAGUGAAAUUUUUUGAAUAACAGAUAUAUAAUAACCUGACAUAUGUGUCGUCUGAAGCCGAUUAAGAUGCGAAAGUAAAAUAAUUUUUUUGUUGAGACCAAAAAAAAAUAUUUUUUUUGUAUUGAUAUUAAAAAUGUAUAUGUCAUAUCUUCAACUAGUAUAUUUCUAAUGUUUUUCGGUAUUAAAUGGAAAUAAAUAUAUUUUUGGACUCUCCACCAUAGCUUUAAUUUUGACCUCUCUAUGACAACACAUGACAAUCUUCAAUUGCAACCCAAACUAUGAACUUGAGGCAUCAGUAAUUAAAAUUUUUAAAAAUCCAUGGUACAUUUAAGUACCACCCUAAUAUACAUAUUAUUUUCUCAUGCAAUUUUCAAUAAUUAUGUCUGCUUGUCAAGAGCUUUCAUGGCGCUUUCCCUUGAAAAUGACAAAUACCUUUUUAAUAAUUGAAAAUAUAAUUUGUACAAAAUUAUGACAACAACGCUUAUAAUACAGACACAAUGAAUAUGAAGAGCAUAAAUUUAUAACAAUUAGAUGUAUAUUUAAAUAUUUGAAAGAAUAAAAGAAGAGCGAAAAAAUUAUUCAAAAUAAUUUAAAAGUGCAGACAAACGUUAUUGUAGAUUGUCUUGCGAUUUUUAAGGAAUUUCUAAGAAAAAAGGAAAGUUUUUCGAAACGUUUAAAUAGCUUUAACUAAAACAUUCUAGUACCAGGUUAACUUUUAUUUAACAAUUUCUUGCCUACUACCACUGAGACUAGUAUUUAAUUUAAAUAUCUUGUUCGUCUUUAUCAAUUUCAUUAAAAUAUCUCUUAUUAACCAUAUAUGUGUACUAUGUAAUCUUUCACAGAGUUAUCACGAAGCAGAGUUAUCCCGAGGAUGCAAAGAAAUACG
Messenger RNA from Zeugodacus cucurbitae (melon fly), 4033 nucleotides. It is a transcript of the gene SmydA-8, whose product is annotated as SET domain-containing protein SmydA-8. NCBI's taxonomy places the organism in Eukaryota, Metazoa, Arthropoda, Insecta, Diptera, Tephritidae. The record is from RefSeq and is a predicted model, not a curated record. The transcript has 3 exons. The coding region runs from base 637 to 1959 and encodes 440 amino acids. Gene Ontology annotation, molecular function: protein binding.